UAAUAUUAUACCAUAGUAUUUACUAUUUUACUAUUUGUCUGAAAUCUGAAUGUAGCAGUUCAAAUCUAAUUGAUAUUUGAUACAAAUUACUAUAUUUAAUAGUUUUUAAUAUAGACAUAUUAACGGUUUAACUGUGAUAUAAUUUUUUAUUAUUUUCAGUUCUCAAUCAUAAUAAGCAAAAAAAGAUUUGUGAUUCAACAGAUUAAAAAUUUAAUACUUAUCUAGUUGAGUGAUCACUGAUCAAUUAAAAAAAUUAUGUCCGAAGAAGACAAAAUUGAAGACUUUGCAUGCAUUGAAGAAUCUCCCAAAAGAGGACCAACCCUUUCUACUAGCACUAGUAGUUUUGAACGCAAUGAUCCUCAUGAUCCUAAUUUAAGCUUAUUAUCCACUAAAAUGUUUGAAAAAACAUCUGAAUACUUGAUGGGAGAACUUAAUAUUACUGAGGAGGAUUAUAAAUUAUUGGAAACCAUGAAUAAAGUAACUAUGCAAAAAUAUGCAUCUUAUAGACAAAUUGCUUCCGAUGUUGGCAAACAAAUCAUUGAACUUAAUGAAAAAUAUAAAUCAUUAGAACCAUACCUUUCUCAAAUUGACCAGAUUGAAGAUAGUGUUUCAAAGCUAGAACAAGCAGCAUUUAAGUUGGAUGCGUAUGCCAAGAGAUUGGAAGCAAAAUAUAAGAGUUUAGAAAAACGACAAUAAUUUUAAUCUUAUAUUUAAUUAUAUUUAUAUAUACUGUGAUAAAUUAUACAUAACUAUAUAGAAUAAUAAAUAAAUAUUUCUACUAUUUA
Molecule: messenger RNA, 785 nt
Organism: Aphis gossypii (cotton aphid)
Lineage: Eukaryota; Metazoa; Arthropoda; Insecta; Hemiptera; Aphididae
Gene: Blos2
Product: biogenesis of lysosome-related organelles complex 1 subunit 2
Exons: 4
Coding region: 256-696 (146 amino acids)
Biological process (GO): endosomal transport; lysosome localization
Cellular component (GO): BORC complex; gamma-tubulin complex; BLOC-1 complex
Molecular function (GO): gamma-tubulin binding
Source: RefSeq, a predicted model, not a curated record